Molecule: messenger RNA, 354 nt
Organism: Fusarium poae
Lineage: Eukaryota; Fungi; Ascomycota; Sordariomycetes; Hypocreales; Nectriaceae
Exons: 2
Coding region: 1-354 (117 amino acids)
Source: RefSeq, a predicted model, not a curated record
AUGGCCAACUUUCGUCCUCAUCCACUACCUUUCACAAGCAAAGACCCGCGUAUGCAAGAUCCCAAAGGCGAGCACGUCGACGGCGGUGAUACAAACCUCAAUCAUUUUUCAGAUGCAAUCUUCUCUUGUCCAGUGGUGGUGGCGACCGAACCAGCCUACGCUCUUGCGCGACAAGUAAAGAAACUGAGACAGAAGAGGACUGAUAAGAAGGCGGCCGAGGAGGAAAGGUCUACUAAGAAUGCUAAGAAGGAGAAGUGGCAUAGUGGUGAUAAUGUUUGGCGCAUGAGACGAAGCAACCUCGCGAGAAUUCAAGCUCUAGAACAUAUGAAAAUCGGAAUUGUGUCAUCAACUUAG